AAACGAAAGUACAAAGUAAAACUAAACAAUGUGGAGAUCAACGUCGAGAUGACGCUUAUGAUGUCCUAUGAAGACAGUUGAUGUCAAACAUGCAUUAAAUUUUAAAAGUUAUUUGAUCUAAAGACAAAAGAUGUAACCAAGAAAAAUCCUGAUAAUGUUUGUGUUGGUAGAAAUGAAAGAUACUGUGAGGAUCCCACCAUGGCUAUUCAAUAUUAAAUUCAAUGAUGCAGUAAUAGAAGCUUUGAACAAAAAAUUUGCCAAUAAGGUAGUACAUAAUGUUGGACUGUGCAUUGCAUUGUGGGAUAUCACCAAGAUAGAGGACAGUUUUAUUUUCCCAGGUGAUGGAGCUUCACAUUCAAUAGUCCAUUUCAGAUAUAUAGUGUACAGACCAUUUGUUGACGAAGUAUUGACUGGUAAAACUAAAAGUUGUAGUAAAGAAGGAGUGUAUGUUUCUAUGGGUUUCUUUGAUGAUAUAUUAAUACCUGCAGAUGCCAUGCAGCACCCUUCAAGAUUUGAUGAUAAAGAACAACUCUGGGCAUGGAGCUAUGAAGUGGAUGAAGAAAAACAUGAUCUUUUCAUGGAUAUUGGUGAAGAGAUCAGAUUCCGUGUUGUUGAUGAAACCUUCGUAGAUACCACACCUACAGGACCAGAUGGUACCAGUGUUGAAACCAGUGAUAAUCCUGAUCCUGAAUCAAAGAAAUCCCCAUACACAAUUGUAGGAUCAAUAUCAGAACCUGGCCUUGGACUUCUAUCAUGGUGGAACAGCUGACAGUAAAUUUAGUUGCCUUCUCAUCAGACAUCAUUUAAUGUGAAGAAAUUAUUUAAUCUUCAAUAAAAAAAUUCAUCAAAA
This is a messenger RNA of Mytilus californianus (California mussel), 850 nucleotides long. Its product is annotated as DNA-directed RNA polymerase III subunit RPC8-like. Bases 155 to 769 code for a protein of 204 amino acids. The transcript is spliced from 8 exons. Gene Ontology annotation, cellular component: RNA polymerase III complex. The record is from RefSeq and is a predicted model, not a curated record. Lineage: Eukaryota; Metazoa; Mollusca; Bivalvia; Mytilida; Mytilidae. Gene Ontology annotation, biological process: transcription initiation at RNA polymerase III promoter; DNA-templated transcription. Gene Ontology annotation, molecular function: DNA binding; DNA-directed RNA polymerase activity.